Molecule: messenger RNA, 10369 nt
Organism: Pomacea canaliculata
Lineage: Eukaryota; Metazoa; Mollusca; Gastropoda; Architaenioglossa; Ampullariidae
Product: ubiquitin carboxyl-terminal hydrolase 25-like
Exons: 24
Coding region: 441-3740 (1099 amino acids)
Biological process (GO): protein deubiquitination; regulation of protein stability
Cellular component (GO): nucleus; cytosol
Molecular function (GO): cysteine-type deubiquitinase activity; cysteine-type endopeptidase activity
Source: RefSeq, a predicted model, not a curated record
UGCUUCUGUAACCAAGACAAGAAGGUACUGAGACUUUAAGGUCGCUUUGUGGUUUCAAAAUGAAUAGAAGUCAUGAAUGCAAGUGAGCCAUUAGAAAAUAACAAAUUCUUCCUGAUUCUUCUAAUGCUCGGGUUGAGUGUCAAAUAAUUCCAGUUGCACAGAACUCAAAAGAGACGCAUUAACAAAGAUUCCGUAGCUGUUCCAGUCAUUGGAGACGCCACAUCGUUAAAACGGAGAUGUCGUAGUGAAACACCAGGAAUCAAAGGGCUUGUUCCGGUUUCAUAAUCGAGUCAAAUGUGAAAGAGCAGGUUAUGUGUGGCCGUCUGUGGAGACAGUAAUGUAAUCAAGUGCAUUCUGGUUUAUACGCCAACGUUCACACAAAUAGUGAUCGGCAAGGAAUGUGUUGAUGGUCGCCAUUUUUGUGCGACCGGAAUUCCACCAUGACCGUGGAACAGUCGAGUUUGCAACAACACAAUAGCAAGCGUAUUCGUGAUGAUGGGCUGAGUGUCACAUAUGCCAAGAUCAGGGAGGUCACAGGAAUCGACGAUCAGUGUGUAAUUGAUGAGGCCAUUAGUGCUUGCUGUACAAAAGAGGGGAAAUUCAAAUUGGAAGAUGUGGUGGACAUGUUAGUGCAGGAUGACACCAUUCACCGAAGACAGCUGCGUACACCCAAAAUGACCAAGGUGCCAGUCACUGUCCAAGAGAAGCAGGAGCCUCUUGCGAAAAAGAUACCUACACAGGUGUCACAGUUGGCAAAAAAUCCAGUUAUUGACUUAACCCAGGAAACGGGUGAACGAAAUGAUAUUGACAAAGCCAUAAAUGCAAGUCUGCAAGAUUCACAGGGAAUUCUUGGUGGUCAAGUCACUCGAGAAGAGCAAGACAUAAGCAGAAUUCUGGAAGCGAGCUUGGCUGAGUCUAAAGCUGGCACCAAGAGGAAAAGAGGAGAAGUAUGGUUUGUUGACCCACUCAACCCUCAUGAGCGCAGACGCCAGGAAGGCUGGCCAGUGGGCUUAAAGAAUGUGGGGAACACCUGCUGGUUCAGUGCAGUCAUACAGUCAUUGUUCUACUUGCCCAAAUUCAGGCGCAUGGUUCUGCACUUCAAAUGCCCAUUUAAUGCUCUGAUGUCUUCCAUUUUACAGGAAAGAAGGAAUCUACGCUUCAUGCAGGAACUUCGUCUUCUGUUCGGUCUUAUGAUAGGAUCAACUAGAAAAUAUGUAGAUCCCUCCAAAGCUGUAGAUAUUUUGAAAGAAGCAUUCUCAUCACCAUCAGGAGUUACUGACAGUCAACAGGAUGUAAGCGAGUUUCAGCACAAGCUCUUGGAAUGGCUUGAAGAUGCCUUCAAGGCUGACCAUGUGAAUCCUUCCUCAGGAGAGCCGGGAAACUUGGCCACUGCUGCACUUACAAAUCCUGUAACUGAAUUGUUUUAUGGCCAGUUUCGGGCUGAAGGUGUGCAUGAAGGCAAAGUAUUCACCAAGCAAGAGACUUUUGGACAGUUCCCUCUUCAGGUGAAUGGAUUUCGUGACAUCCACGAAAGCCUUGAAGCCACCACUAUGCAGGACGAGAUAGAGGCUGUCAACAAAGAUGCAUCUUCUCUCAAGUCUGGCCAAGAGCUCUGGUUUACUCGUCUGCCCCCCGUGCUAACCUUUGAGCUGUCACGGUUCCAGUUCAACCAACAGUUAGGGCGGCCAGAAAAAAUACACAACAAGAUAGAAUUUCCACGGGUCAUUUACGUAGAUAGAUAUUUAGAAAAUAACAAGAGCAUAACCCGGCAACGAAGAGAACGAUCUCGAAUAUUGAAAGAGGAACUGUCUCAAGUCCAGUCAAAAUUAGACAGGUUCAUGAACUAUGGUUCUGGAAGCAAACGCUGCCCCCUUCAUGAUAUUCUUCAGUAUGCACUAGAGUUUGCAGAAAGUAAGCCCCCUACAUCCAACUCCACAUGUUUGUCAUCCAGUGAUGUGGACAUGGAGUCACCUAAGCAAAGCAUCAGCUCCAGUAACAAGUCUUUGAGUGGCACCACCUCGUCACUUGCCUCCACAGAGUCCUCUGACCAGAGCAUGUGCUAUGUUGAUGCUGCCCCCUCUCCUCCGUCUGGAGAUCUAUCGGAGCCUCAUACACCUCAGAAAGAUUCACCUCUCCAGUGCCAGACUGAAGGUCAGACAGAGGUGUUUCCAGCACCACGACAUGUCAAUGACAAUGAGCUGAGAGUACUUCGUGACUGUUUGCGUCGAUGGAGGACGGAGGUGGAAAAUGAUGUCCGAGAGCUUCAGUCCACAAUAUCAACUUUGGAAUGUCAGCUGAGCCAGAUGUACUCUGAUGAUGCCAUGCAGAAGUUCCCAUACCACCUGCAUGCAGUGUUGGUACAUGAGGGUCAAGCAGCCAGUGGCCAUUACUGGGCCUUCAUCUAUGAUGAAGAGCGAAGUAUGUGGCUCAAGUUUAAUGACAUCACCAUCUCUGAGUCUUCUUGGGCUGAGCUAGAGCGAGAGAGUGUUGGUGGCUAUCACAACGCAAGCGCCUACUGUUUGAUGUAUGUGGACAAGUCUAGGAUUCAGGAUGUGUCAGGGGAGGGGCAAGCAUGUAGACAAGUAGACUCCAUGGAAACCAUGCCUAAGGACUUGCAAGAGAUGGUUGUUGCUGACAACAAGGCAUUUGCUCAGGAGAUAGAAGACUGGGAUGCAGAGCAAGUCAAAAAAUCCACUGGUGAUCCGGAAGUCACUAUUGUUGCAGAGCAUAAACCUACACAGUCAGCAGCCACACAAACAAUGCCAAUAUCCUCCCAGUCUUCUCUCCCCUCUUGCCAUGCCCAGCUGUCUUUUGAAGACACUGUGAAAGCAGUCUACAAGGCGCUAGACACCCCUCAUCCUACACCACCAGAAGCUGCCUUCACAAGGGCAGCUGGAUUUGAACUGAAACGACUGCAAGAAUCUGCAAAGAUGUUGCCGCGGCGACUGCCCAAGGAUGAUGCUCGUCUCCAGCAUAUAGUGAUUUAUCUCUGUUUAAAUCAGGCAGAUUCAAACACACAGAACAUCAUAUUACUAGAGCAGUUCUCUCAUCUGGCCAUUCUGGAUCAAAAUUUGAGGGCCAAAGCAAUACGGGCCACUUCCAUUGACAUGAUUAACAAAAUGCGAAGAGAGUGUGGUGAAAAGAUCAAGGCUGAUUAUGAGCAAUGGCAUCAGCGAUAUCAUCAGUUCCGGCAAGCAGCCUUCAUGUUUGUCCGUGGCCUUCAGGCCUAUUAUAAAGAGAGAUUCACAGAGGCUUUGCCUUACUUCAACCAGGCCUGGCUUCACAAUAUGUCUGCCAUGAGUGGGAAAACAGCCUUGGCUGGAAUAAACACUCUCCUUAUCUCAUACUUUCGACGAAAGUGUCUGGAGCAUGUCAACGAAGAAGCCAUGCAGCAGUUUGAGAUGGAUGCAGACGUGUCAGAUGCCUUGACCUUGAUGUGUAACCAGAUUUUGCCAUCUUUAGCCUUCCUGUCACAGUCAGGCCUGGACUUGGAUAUGAAGGCUCUUGAAGAACUUCGUGGAAAGUGGUGUGCCUUUCUUGAAAAGGAGCUGAGCCAACCAAAGGUCGAAAAACUGCAGGACUUCCUAACAAAAAUGUUUGAAAACUGGUCUGAAAUAAAGCUAGAGAGACCACAGAGCGUUCGCCUGAACAGCAUGAUGGACUUGUACAAACAGUACUGUGAUGUCAUAAACAAGGCCUUUGAUGCUGGGGAUAUCGAGAAGGCCCUGACGCCCAGCUAGGGGCAUCCUUUAUUGAAGAGUUUGCAAGUGUAGCAAGUGUACAUUUCCAGCAAGAAGUUAAAUGGAAUUGUUUGUCAAAAUUUUCCAAUGAAAGCUAAACAUUAACCCAGGUGGGUAUUUAAAAGACUGAAAUCUCAAAGAAGAAAAUUAUAUGAAGCCCCCAGUGUCAGAAACUUGUUUAUAUUUUUUUUAAAGGAUGUUAAAAGUUGCAGUAACAUUUAGGUUAUAUCAAAGAAAGGGUGAAGAUUCUUGUGCAACCAUUAUUUCAAGAGGCUUCUCUUGUGCUGCAUGCUUAAUGCUCACCACAAAAAUGCUUGUACUGACCCUCACUUCAUUGAGAAAGGUCAUGGUCCCCCUGGAAAGAAUCUGGGCAAGCAUGUGUCCAAAACAAAGGGUAUACCCUUAAGAGACGGACUGUAUAGCAGCUGAAGGAGUCGCAAGAGAGAAGUUCUACGACGACAGUGUAUACAACCCAUGUUUUAACCUGGUGUUCCUCCCAGGUGACGCCAUAUUCCCAGGGCAAAAUUCAUGGUGAUUAGUGCAUUUUUGUCUGUGGCUGGCAAGGUGCAGCAGGAAGUGCUUGCCAGAUUUGUGUUCCCCAGCUGUAACAUUUGGAGCAAUACUCGGAUGCUUCUGGAAAGAUGCAUGACAGUGUAAAUAAAAAGAAAAGUCAUAACCUCUCCCACUGCUUUUCUGUGUUUUCCCCCUUUCGCUCACUAUUUCCUGACCCAACUUAUCCAUUAUCUUCAUUGUUUCUCGAUUUCAUUUUUCUGUAACUCCUUAGUCUUAAAAAUGACUCUUUCAGGACUGGAUGUUAGGUGUCUUGUUGGGGAUUUCCCAUUUUAUUUUUUUUUUUUUUUUUUUUUUUUUUUUUUUUUGCUGAUUUUCUUUAGUUUCCUUAUUUUUAUCACCUCUUCUUUCUUUGAUAUUUUAAAUCUUAAGGAAAAGAGCACAUUAGCAGGCAACUUUUCGUUUAGAGACCAAGUACAGGGCCUAAAAUAUUGCAGCAGUACUACCUGUUCCUAUUAGAAUUUUUUUAUUCUGAAUGGUAUCAAUUGACUACCAUAAGCUGUAGAAUCUACGCUAGUACAACCCUCAUGGUAUAAAGAAAACUCUGUACUUAAUGUUGGAUUGAUGCCAGUCAUGGUAAAGGUAGAUUCAAGCUUUUAUGUUGGAAAAAAACCUUUUUACUUAUGUGUAAACAAAUAUUCAUCUUAACUGUUUCAUGAAUUCAAGAGUACCUACAGUAAAAAGAAAUUAAUUUGGCAAGCCCAAAACGAUGAUGUAUUAAUAUCAGAACUCUUCUCAGUGCUGGUAUAUUGAAAGUAGUGGGCUUGCAGUCUCUUGAUCUGAAAACAGGUUUUUAGUAAAUAGUAAUUUCUUUUUUAUUAUUUUUGCUUCAUGAUAACAGGAGGAAAAUUGACCCCAAAAAAAUGUAUUUAUUUUUUAUUUCAGGCCUCCCACACAGCAAAUUGUUAUAUAAUUUGGCAGUAGUGCUUUUGUAUGCACAACUGUUUUUUUAUUCAUCCAUAAUCCUGGGUAAAAAGCAUAAACAUUUUUUGUAAUAAUCAUUGUUGGAAAUUUGACUUGUGCAUCAUCCUGUGAAAGAAAACUAUUCCUUCUUGCUUGCUUAUAUCAGUGAUUGGCCUGCUUAUUAUAUCUUACUCGCCAGCUUUUCAUUAGAAGACAGGACUAGUGUCAUUAAGUUUCCUAAACAUCUGAUUACUGAAUGCAUUGAGUCUUAUGUAGCCUGUUCUUUUGUUUGUGGUAGAUUUAGCAAGCAUUUGAACUAUUGAAAAUAGUACCAGGAAUUCACUUUAAAUCUGUUGCUAGACAUUUAGAAAUUUUUAGUCAACAUGGACCUUUAGCUGUUGACAACCUGGAUCUUUAUUGAAGAAGUGUAAAAUUUUUAGCAGCUGAACAUGUUAAAAACACUAAAUAUUAUAAGCUGUACUUGUUUUGUGCAUAAUGAAUUUACUGACUGAAUUGUCUCGGAAAACACUGAUUUUGUGCUUAGUGCCUAAGUAAAGUAGUUUUAGUAAGGAGUAAACAGCUACUGUUUCAGCACAUGUCUCAUCUUAACCUUUAAAAGCCCUAUCAUAACAGUUGAAAUCCAGUUCAAACAAGGGUCAUCCGCAAGGUACCACUUAUCUCACGUUUUCUUAUGUCAGGACAUCUGGCUUGCCACAAUGGCAUCUUUUCCAAUUUUAUUCAUUUAACUGCCUCAUAGUUUUUCUCAGUCAGCUUGUGUUACUUGUACUCAGUUGCUUGUGUCUGUCUGAGAGUGCAGGGGGCAGGUACUGUGUGGUUCCCUCUAAGGUUUAACCAUCCCAUUUCCAUGUACUCUAUAGCUUGGCAUUUUUUCUACAGUGCCCUGUAGUCAAGGACUGUAGGUCUGGAGAUUACACUAGAGGUAAAUGGCAGGACAAAUACUGUAGUCGUAGUCAGCUAUUAUUCUGGUUCAAGGAGUAGACAGUAUGUCUCUGGAGACUGGGUUUUUGUUUGUGGGGUUUUUUUUUUUCUUUGUUAGUAGUUUGGCAACUUUAUAUGUUCAGAUUUAUCUGGGGGACUGUGGGUGUAUUCCAGAAUUCCAGCAUCCAUUCAAAGAUGCAGUGUUUUUUAAAUGGGAAUAAAGAGUAGUUAGGUUCCACUGCAGUGAAUUCAGAGACUGUAUUCUUCAAGACUGUGUGCAUGCUUAGAGGCAUGCAUAUGUAUCGAGUGAUGAAAGGAAAGGGAAAGUGCAUGAUUUUGUGUUCACUAACACAAUGUAUAACCGGAACAUGGCAGGUAAGUGCAAGUAAUGUAAAGAAGUAAAUGGGAAAAGUGCUCCCCUUGAGAUGGGUACAUUAAACUUUUGGAGAGGGCUGAGAAACACAGACUAUCUCUGUGCCUUUAAGUGUUACUCAUGUGACAAGCUUGUGUAGACUGUCCUGCUUAUUUCUUCCUCUGUUUUCUUAUCUCCAAACAUUUAACAAAGGGGCAACCAGAAGGACCUUUGAUCUGCAUGUGUAUCUUGCUUGAUACAAAUCAAUUUGUUACUGUCAUCAUGCACAAGUAACUGCUUCUGCUAUUCUAGAGACCUUUAUGUUAGACAUAAUAUCUGUCACUUGCCAUUAAACCCAUAUAUCACUCAUUUGACUUAAAUAUUAUAGACUGAACAGCCAUAUUAGCUGAAGACAAAUCCUGGCAAGCUGUAAAAGCAGUUUUAUCCAGCUUAAUGUUCCCAUCCACACAGACCAGAUGAAGAGAACUCUUUCUUGCUUUGGACUCUUGCAGGUGCAUGUAGAGCACAUGGGAGUGAUGCUGCUUAGCAAGGACGCCAAAGUUUGGCUGUCCAUUGCUGUCUACAGCUGUCUCAAAACGCCUGUUUGGCAUUAAUGUACAUAGUGUAUAGUUUCACAACUGCAGAACAGAUGUAUGUGUGGAUGCAUGUUACCUAAAACUCUAAGCAGACAAAAUAGCAUAAGCGUUGGUAGCUGCUUGAAUGAUUGACAUUGAUGUUCCAAGUUGUUUCUUAUAAUUCUUUUGCAUUCUUUUUUCAAAGGUUUUAACCCUGCAGUCGACUAUACAUAUUUUCUGGGAUACAGUGAGUUGUAAGCAAAAUGUAAACUAAUUUUCAGCAAGAACGGGGAUGUUUUGGUGGAGGAAAUGUGUCAGCACAAAUGUCACCAAUGCUAUUGAUGUGAAAUAGUCAUCUUGUUUUGUAAAUCCUGUGCUCCGCUCAGUGAUUGUCACGUAAAGAGGUGUUCGUUAACCUGGAGACUGUGUGCUUUUAGUCGUUUAAGAAGAAAAAUUAUUUCCUGAUGCUUGGGCAGAAUGAGUGCAAAGGAAUAGCAUUCUGUAAUUUUACAGUUCAGGGCGUUAGCAGGAUUAAUCUUUAAUUGUUAGCUUACUAUUCUAAAUAUAGUGUUUAUUCAAUUUAAUAAUCUCCCACCUUUUAAAAAAAUAUACCUGAAGGAGUGAGUAUUUGUGCAUUGAUUACUAGAUCAUCAUAAACUUUGUGAAGGAAACAUUUUUAUGUAUUUUCCUCAAAAAGCAAGUAUAAAAGUGGAUUUUUUUUUUUUAAGCUCAAUAGUAUAAGUGAAUAUUUAUUUUUGUUUGCUCACUGACAGAAUUUAGUGACUUUUUUGGCAUAGACACAUGGUGUAAGUACACUAUGAGCAUACUUUUCAUGUACCUUUUUAUAUGCCUCUAAAUUAUAUUUUUGUGUCAUUUCUUUUUUUAAAAAAAGGAAUUCAUACUGCUUUGAAUUUUGUUGAAUAUCUGAUUAACGACAGGUUUGUGACUUUAAGAAGUAAUCGUUAGAAAAAAAUAGUGAUUUUUAACAACAAAAAUAACAUGGUUAGUUUUGAACCACUCGCCCAGACUGCUAAUACCAAGCAAAUGGGUUACUCCACAGGAAACCCUCAUUGUCUGCUCUAAACUUGUUAAAGUACUUUUGUCAUUCAUUGGUUGUGCAGAAUCUCAUUACACAACGCUCUGCAUAUGCAGACUUUAGCUCAGUAACUGCAUGAAAAAAGGCUUCUUUGGUAGAUUUCUUAAUUUUAUACUUUUCCAUUCUUGUUGUGAAGGCAAAAAGUGGCCAUUCUUUCCAAUAUUGUAAAUGAAAAAUUGGAAGUUUUUCUGAAAAGUACUGCAAAGGAUUUCAAAGUAAAACUCUUGUUUCUCAUAGCACAUACACUUGAGACAGAAGCCACACUUGUAGAUCUAACUUUGCAGUAUUCAUCCCUUCACUUUUUCCUUUCUCCAGCCCCUUUAUGUGUGUAAUGACCAUUUUUUCUUCCCCCUGUCUUUCAAAACAGAAGUGGUUAAAAAUGUAUAAAUUUCUCUUGUCCAAGGGCAUUAGUAGCUUGAAAAAAAUAUGCAUGUUGUUUUCUUCAUGUUAACUGGCUUGUUGUCAAACAACAUGUGGCACAAAUUCUAAUUUGAUGUACUUUUAGAAUUAAAUUUAUUCGAAGCUAACACCUCAAAAGUAAGUUUUUCUUUUCUCUUGAUGUUUCUAGAUUAUCCUCUUUUAUCUAACUGAACUUGUCAGAGCACAGGGACAGAGCUGGUGUAGAUUGGGCUUGCUGAAAGGAUAAUUUUUUUUUUAACAUGUUGAAUCUCUCUCUUGCACACACAUUUAUGCGUUGACACAGUGCAGUUGUCUGACUUGUGCUGGUUUGAAGACAAUGGAAGUAUGUGAAAGUGCUGGAAAUGGUCAUAAAUGAUAUUAUGUUCAGAAUUUUUUGUGUUUGUUGUUUGUUUUUCUCAUAGUCUCCUCCACCAUCUCCUCCCCACGGAGGUUCUCAGGCUUAGGUAAAGGUGCUGAAAUGUUCUGCACACCUGGACUGCUUCCAUGUGUUAAACUUGCAUUAACAUGUACAAGUUUCUGUUGUUUUUAUUUUGUUUUUUAAGGAAAGUUCAUGCUGUUAUUUAUGUUGCAUUUUCAGCUGAACUGGGCUGUAGUGAAAAAGCUCAACGGUUUAAAUUAGAGGAAAGUAUUGUGCACACAAGAGUGAGAAAUGUAUGUUGGUUGCUUGCUGCCUUUCAUUCAGUGCCUUUAUAUGAGUGAAUUGAAGCAGGCAAAGUGACUGUGACUGUUAGGAAUUUAAAGCAAAUGGUAUUAGGUGUGGUUGGUGUAGUUAUCUGUAUACUUAUGCAUUUCCCACCCACCCCAGAAACCACUGACUUCAGAUGCAUAUCAGCAGUUAUGAAAAUGGUACAUGCAUUAUUAUGUCAUGUUUGCAAGUUUCAUGUUUUGGUAUUGCUGAGAUUUUAAGACCAAAGGUUUUGGAAGUGAAAGAGAAAUUCCUAGAGUAGUAGAAAGCUGUAAGAGAUUUAGUUACAAAACUGCAUACUUUGUUGGCAUUUGCUAGUGUGCUAGAAAAAAUUUUGUUUCAAGUGCUGAAUGUCUUGUAGGCCAGAGCAAGGCCAUUGUACCAUCACCACUAUCAUUGUCUUUAUCAUCCUGCAUGGAAAAAAUCGUGCAUUCCAAAAGUAGUCUGUCCUGCAAUUAAUGAAGCUUUAGGGCUGUGAUCGUGCAUUCAUCUGGUAGAGGCAGGAUUAGGAAAAUGUUUUCAUAAACAAGUCCUUGGGAGUUUUUAAAAAAAGAAAAAUCUACUGCCUUCUCUUUGGAGUGGGGAGAAGUCCAUCUUUAUAUCUGGAUUAAAAAGUACUUAAAGAUAUUUCCAGAAAAUGAAAUUUAUUUGGGGGAUUUUGUAUCAUAAUCAUCACUGUCCAGGAAUAUGUUCACGAGAAUAAGAAAGUGGGGAGGUAUUGUUGGUCUACGAUUUAUCAUAGCUUUGAAAGUUUGAUGUUAACAAAUUUGUUUUUAACCAUUUUCAAACUUUGGCAUUCUUGAGAUGCAUAGUUUAGGAUACGUGUCCUAGUGUGUUGAUAUGGUUUUGUACAUACUAAAGCAGCAGAUUGUCCCCCAAUCAACUUUCACCUUAGGUGACGUAUGGGUGGUACCCAGCGGUCACAGUCUUGCUCUCGCCUAGAAGACUGUUACUGAAGUUGUAUUUAUACCUUCAACUAUGGGCCUGGAUACUGUGCUGCGUGUUUUUGCCUGUGAUACUGUCUUUCUCUGUAUACAGUUCAUACAGAGAUGUGAAAAACAUUGAAUAAAUUAUAUUGGUUUAAACGUU